Messenger RNA from Mugil cephalus (flathead mullet), 3988 nucleotides. RefSeq names its product tripartite motif containing 65 (gene trim65). Lineage: Eukaryota; Metazoa; Chordata; Actinopteri; Mugiliformes; Mugilidae. The coding region runs from base 325 to 1860 and encodes 511 amino acids. Gene Ontology annotation, molecular function: protein binding; zinc ion binding. The record is from RefSeq and is a predicted model, not a curated record. The transcript is spliced from 8 exons.
CCCUUAAUGUCCACUGGGAACAAAUAAGAUUUUCUGAAUCAACGAGUGACGAGAAAUUGACAAAACCGAGUUGUGUCAUCGUUGUCAAUUGUAACGUAACAAUGGGGCCCUGUCAGCACUUUCAAUUGGAAGUAAAUACUCUUGAUUCUUAAAUAUAUCUACUUUAGCUUGUCUGGUUCGGUCGUUCGAGUCUACCACAGCCUGUGAACGCCUCAUUUUUGCGUGUGUCGUCAUCAAGGAAGCUCCAUCUGACGUUGUUCUGUAUUCGCACAGACACUGCACGAAUGUGUCUAUUGAAGUGAGGCGUCUGCUCUUUCUUCAGGGAUGGAGUCCCAGAACCUCACCUGCGCCAUAUGCCUGGAACGUUUCCGAUACCCAGUGACCAUCCCCUGCGGUCACACCUUCUGCAAAAACUGUAUCACCACUCACUGGGACACCAAGAGCAAGUCUGACAUCGGCCCCCAGUGCCCCAUCUGCAAUGAGAAGUUUACCACCCGGCCCGUUCUCAAACGCAACGUGUCCUUGUCCGUCCUGACUGAGGCUCCCAACAGCACCGGCCCCUCCUGCAGAGAGUCGCUCGUGAGGGGGGGUGAAGGGUCGAGAGCCAUGUUGCUGUGCGAUAGACAUAAAAAGCCUCUGGUGUAUUACUGCAGGCAGGACAAAAUGUCCGUGUGCUGCGAAUGUGGUAUCUCUGAAUGCGGGAGCCACGAGAAGGUCUUGUUGGAGGCGGAAAGGGAAAAUCAAGAGCUGCUACUGGAAAGGAAGAACAACGAGGUGGGGAAGCUCAUUGAAGAGACACAGAGAAGUAUAAACGACUUGGCCGAGAAUAUCAGUCAAGCUAAGGUCACUCUUGACCAGACGUCAACCUGGGUGAAUGUCAAAUUCUCCACCCUGAUGAAAAUCCUGGCCGAGAAGCAGGAGGUGACGGAGCUCUUCAUCCAGCAGCAGAAGGAGGCGGCCAUCACGGAGGCGGAGGUGCGCCUCGUCGAGCUUGAGGAGCGCGCCAAGAUGCUCAUAGAGAGACAAGGCCAAAUGGCGGCCCUGCGUAGCCUCUCCGACACGGAGCUCAUCAGGGAAUCAAUGGACAUAGAAGUCCCGCGCUUCGAGAACAUUCCCACGCACCUAACGCCGAACCUGCAGGAGCGGCUAAGCGGCGUCACGGACGUCCUGUCCCGAGUCUCCAAGUUGGUGUCCGAGGACCUGGAGAAGGCUGUGAGCACCGCUGUGGGUCAGGACAAAGACGGUUCUCCUCAAGAUAAGAGGCCAGUACUAGCCGUGGUUCCCAGUCCCGCUGUUCCGUGCCUUCCUGGAGGGAAGGAAGGCCUCAGUGCAUAUCGCUGCUCCCUGACCUUUGACCCACGCACGGCCAACGGCCACCUGUUCCUGUCCCAGGAGAACCGGAGGGCGGAGCACCUGACCUCCGGGCCCCGCCUCGUCCCCACCCACGAAGCCCGCUUCGACCACACCUGGCAGGUGCUCUGCUUUCAGGGCUUCACCCACGGACAGCACUACUGGGAGCUGGAGGUGUCCAAGCCGUGGGCCUAUCUCGGGGUUACGUACGACACCAUCCCCAGGAAGGAGAAAGGCAAGAGGUGCAUGGUGGGUAUGAACGAACUCUCCUGGAGCCUCCAACUGGACGAACAUCAGCUCAGCGCCUGGCACAACGGCCGACGGGAGAUCCUGACCGGCCACUCCCAGCACAGCCGCAUCGGCAUGCUGCUGGAUUACGAGGCGGGCACGCUCACCUACUAUGGAGACGGGCAGACCAGGCUGCACGCUUUCCACUGUGCCUUCACCCAGGAGCUGUUUCCAGCCUGCUGGAUAGGAGAGGGGGUCAGCAUCACCCUCUGCUCCACAUAAAAGACCGUUCAUAAAAGAGGCGUAGAAGGGAGCUGGAUUACUGGAAGCACCAUGAGUACAAACUCUAAACCAUUUAGGAGCUUUUUCAAAAUCGUUUCUCCUUUAAAAACACCUGCCUUCCAUCAUUGUUUUGAUCAGAAGGACUAACUGUGAUGAGAUUUCCUUUCCUGAAAACCUUUCACUUGGCAUCACAUUACUGCAUAACGACAAACAGUAGCCAAGGAAAGACAAACUGCUCCUAAAAGGCCUUACAGUUUUAGUUCACACUACUUCAUUCUGGUUGGUUUUAUCUUCCAUGUACGUAUGAAUUACUAUUAGAGAUAUCUACUUUCAGGUCGAUAAAGACCAGCUACAACUCAGCAUGUACUUUCACUACAUAAAAUAUUUUUUACAGGAACACAAUACGUACUCGCAGGUGGUUGAGCUCACCUGCAGGUGAGAGCAAAGUGAAUCCAACGUGUUGCGUUUCUGUUGAAUCGCGGGACUAGAACUAAGCAGAACAUUUUAGACACAGAUUUAUGGAGUGUGUGCAUUUUGGUUGAACAAAAACACAACCUUUAAAUCGCGACAGUGUUCACUGCCAGUUGCACAUUGGUCACAUUUCUUCUUGAGCGUAGUCUGCUUGAAAGACAGAAAAGCGUUCAAGAGUUUAAAUGAGACCUGAGAUCACUCUCACACUAUAAUGGUAAAGCAAUAAUGAAUAACUACACUUCAGUUUUUGGAUGGAUUAAAGGACCAGUGUGUUGCAUUUAGUGACAUCUAGUGGUGAAGCUGUACUGGUCGAUUUAAACAUAUAAAUAUGAGAGGUUCUUUCUAAGGACCCUCUCUUGAUCCAGUUUCUAAAUAUUCUAACGCAUUGGGAGGUCACUUUUUUAGUCUUAGGACAGCCAGGCAUCCCAGAAUGCAUUUCUCCAGCUGUUGCAAAUACAGAAUGACUAGUGCAUCGCCAUCGUCCAGUACUUCAGAGGUGGUAUUGGUAAUAAAAAAAAGCAUUUUAAUUCUUCCUUCUGGGCUGCUGUAGACACAUGAUGUCUCUGUGGAAGGAGACAUUCAUAUGAACGGCUCAUUCUAAAUUAGGAUCUCUUACUUACACACUGAUGUACAUAAAUACUUCUUUUAAUUUCCGAUAAUAGAUCUCUCACAUUCGAUGCACUGGGCCUUUAAUGUUUCUGCUAAUGAGCUUCUGCUUGUAGUUUUGUUUUUACUGCAAGGAAGAAGUGGUAUCAAUCAAAUCGCUUUUUUUUUUUUUUUAUUUUGCUCGUGAUCACUGACUCCUGUUCUAGAGUGGUUCCCCUUCUAGCCAGACAGAAACUGAUGAAACUCCACGUGUAUACAGUCAAAGCAGGGAAACGAGAAAACGCCAUGAAAACCCACACGUGGUAAUUCUCCUGGCCAUGCUUGACAUUUUUAAGUUAAGGUGUGUAGCUCAUAAAAUGUGUAUCAUGACAAUGAUGUAGUAAUCCAUUGCUCAAUUUAAUUGACUUUGCCCCGUUCAGACACGACCUUUCUAUCCGCCACACCCUAACCAGUGUAGAUAAACCAGCUGUACGUUACUACUGAGAACUCACGACUGAAGAUGGAACGCCGUGUUAUCGUGUUGGGAUCUUGAGCCCGAAUGCACAAACAAAUCACCCCGACUGCAGUCUUUCACCUCUGAUGCUGACGGUGUUGCGCUGGGAUCCGCCGUAAGCUCCAUGUGAUUUUAGCAGAUUUUGGGCUGCUUUGUUAUUCUUUUUUUUUUUUUUUUUACAUUGUGAGCACUUACAAUGUAUUUACAUUGUAUAGUUGUUUAGUUGAGGUACUAAAGACUCAGGACAUCAUGCAUGCUUUUGGGAAACCGCUGUGGAUUUGCACAAGUCGUCCGGAGGCGGAGGUGGAGGUGAGGACGACUGACGACUGGAGAAAGGAGAAGCACAUGUCCAGGCUGUUUUUGGCCCAACGACGCGAGAAAACGUCACCCCUCCUGCUGACCGCUGGAAUAUGUUUAUGUGAAAUAUGCUGAUGCGUUGUGAUCAUUUGCAACCGUAACACCCGGCGCGGAAAUAAAAGACAGACACAUCUGUUUCACAUGAAUCAAGAUCCGUUUAAUAAAAUCCUAUCCAAUGCAUACAUGCAUUAGUUGAGACCA